AUGGCUCUUUCAGCUGAGGAUGCACAGACGGCUGGUGCUGUUUGGGAAAAGAUUUAUGCAGAUGUUGAGAAUAAUGGUGCUGUUGUGUUAAGUAGAAUGUUCAAAGAACACCAUCAUACUGUGAGCUACUUUAAAAAUUUUACACAGCUGCAGUCUGUUGCUGAGACUGCUUCUGCUGAGGAGAUUGCAGCCCUGGCUGAAGUUCGAGCCCAUGGGACGAAAGUUUUCUUAGCCUUGAAUGAUAUGGUGCCACACUUAAACAAUGUGGAUGCUUUAAAAGAAACUAUUGCUCCAUUAGCCAAGAAGCAUGCUACAGAGCUUAAAGUAGAUGUGAAGGACUUUGGGAUAAUAUUCGAUAAUCUGUUGGCACUUAAAUCUAAGAUGACUUCUCUCCUGCACGAUGAUGUCAGCUCCCUCUACCAGCCUGUUGGACUUCAGCUCAAGGAGCUCACGCAUUUCCGGCUGGCCGCUGCUUCAAAAUGCAAGCAGGAACAGCUGGCCUGGCUGCGGCAGAAGAACUUGUUGUUGGAUUAUGGGGAAUCAGUGAAUCAUGGCUGCGGAAUGCGAUGCUGCUGCUUCAAAUGUGAAUGCAUCGGGAACGGCUGGCCUGGCUGCUUCAAAUGA
Molecule: messenger RNA, 624 nt
Organism: Protopterus annectens (West African lungfish)
Lineage: Eukaryota; Metazoa; Chordata; Ceratodontiformes; Protopteridae
Product: hemoglobin subunit alpha-1-like
Exons: 2
Coding region: 1-624 (207 amino acids)
Biological process (GO): hydrogen peroxide catabolic process
Cellular component (GO): hemoglobin complex; blood microparticle; haptoglobin-hemoglobin complex
Molecular function (GO): peroxidase activity; heme binding; haptoglobin binding
Source: RefSeq, a predicted model, not a curated record